Messenger RNA from Staurois parvus, 240 nucleotides. The record is from the annotation of a GenBank genome assembly. NCBI's taxonomy places the organism in Eukaryota, Metazoa, Chordata, Amphibia, Anura, Ranidae.
AGUGCCCGUCAUUGCUGCCAGUCAGUGCCAGUCAGUGCCACUAACAGUGUCAGUCAGUGCCACCUAUCAGUGCCAGUCAGUGCCGCCUAUCAGUGCCACCUAUCAGUGCCAUAUAUGAGUGCUGCCUUUUCAGUGCCCAUCAGUGAUGUCUGUCAAAGCCCAUCAGUGCCACCUACCAGUGCCUCCUCAUCAGUGCUCAUCAGUGCCACCUAUCAUUGCCCAUCACUGCAGCCUCAUUAG